This is a messenger RNA of Puccinia graminis f. sp. tritici CRL 75-36-700-3, 3785 nucleotides long. RefSeq lists its product as uncharacterized. The record is from RefSeq and is a predicted model, not a curated record. Gene Ontology annotation, molecular function: protein binding. The coding region runs from base 115 to 3372 and encodes 1085 amino acids. Gene Ontology annotation, cellular component: cytoplasm; exocyst. The transcript is spliced from 5 exons. Lineage: Eukaryota; Fungi; Basidiomycota; Pucciniomycetes; Pucciniales; Pucciniaceae. Gene Ontology annotation, biological process: exocytosis; Golgi to plasma membrane transport.
UCCACAAUCCCGCGCGGUACGAACUGCCGCUGGGGUGUAAGCUUUAUCCCAGUGCAGAUCUGGUGAUGAGCUUAUGCAGCGCAGAUUGCAAUCAGAUUUUUAUUCGCCCAGAUUAUGAAUUCUUCAAAAAAACAAAAUAUGAACGACCACCACCCACUGAGAAGAGCAGCCCCACCAGCCAGGCCACAUCCGAUCGCCGGCUACCGAGCACAGCACCACCACCACAGCCAGCGAGCCAUCCAGGCGGCAGGGAUCGACCCACUCGAACUCCAGCGGGGCCUCCACCCAACCAACGCAUUCGCAAGACUCGACCACAACACUCUCAGCAGGAUCCUCAGCUUCAUCAGCCCAAUCCAACUACUCACAACACUCAACAGAACAAGCAAGACUCUCAACAGACUCAUCAACCAGCACGAUAACCAUCUCCUAUGGAACACCAAACUAGACUGGCUCACGAACAACCCCCUCACAUCCCACACACUGCCCUCGAUCAUCAACAUCAAUCCAGAUAACCUCGAGAAUCUAUUCAGCCACCCACUCCUCGGUCCCCCCUUCCAGCAGGAUGGCAAAGAAGAAGAAGACCUGCUCUCAUUCGACCCUGCGCCCUCAUCCCAAUACCCCUCCAUAUAUCCCGGCAAGAUCACCAACACUACCAAGGCCCGCAUCCUCACAUACAAACCUCAUCAUCAUCAUUCUAAGGCGACGACGACAAGAAAGACGACGGAUUAUCGGGGUCGAUUCCUAGCUUACUAUCGAUCCUUGUUGCCGUACUUGGACUCGCUCAUCGAGCACUCCACCGACUCCUUGGUCUUCCUCAUCGCCGGGCUCAGUCCGCUCCAACGCGCCGAGCUCUUGGCCGUCCUUUCCAGACUCCUCCGCAACCCCGCCCUCGCACCCCCUCGUCUACUCCUCAACAAGACCCUCCACGAUAACCUCAACAAAGCCCUCUGCGCCUUCCAUCGCGCUCUCUACAACCAGUUCUCCCUCGCUCUCAACACUAACAGGUUGUCCGACUUGAACACCCUCGCCUGCGUCAAUGCUGCUCUUCCCCCUCUCUUGCUCCCUUCCUCUGGUCUGGGAAUUCCUGACAUCGCUCGUUGCUUCAUCGACAAAAGAGUCAUAUUCGAGCAUCAACCCUUUAACCCGUUGGAUAACUUGAGGAAAAGAGAAGGUCUGAAAGGAGAACAAAUAGAGGGGGUAGAUUUCAGCGCGAUGGCCCGAUUUUUCGAAUACAUAAGCGAGACGAUUGAGCGGGAGGGUGGCUUAAUCCAGCGGAUAUUCCCAAGGCAAAUGAACGUGUUAGAGCGACUGAUCAGCCGGAUAAUCGACGAGGUGAUUGAGGGAUACGUGGCUCGGUUAUUGACCGCCGUCCAAAGCUUACCAUCCCCGCUAUUCCAGAUCACCAAUGUGGAAGUCUAUCGCCACUUGAAAGGCUUGGUCGAAGCGACGAAAAAGGUGGACGAGGAUGGGACGGGAAGGACGACUGGACGGGUGGAGGAGAUGAUCCAGCGGAUGUUUGGGGCCCAUCUGGCGGUCUAUCUCGAAGAAGAGCUGAGCUUUGUGAAGGGCGCCUUAGAGCAAGCCUGUUCUCGGUGGCAGGAAGCCGGCGAGCUUAUGGAAGGAAGCCAAGUCGGCGGAAGCCGGGGGGCCGGUCUGACAGUCCCCUCGACCAGGACGACCGACGGCUCGUUGGGCACCAAGACCAAGACGGCGGUGCUGCGCUCGUUCAAGAAUGCCUUGCUCUUGCCGGUCAGCGUGGUGCCGAAGACGGUCUCCUACUCCUUCAAUGCGCUCUCCAACGUCGGCGUCGAGGCCUUCCACUCCGUCACCCAUGCGCUCAUCCUCCCCUCGACCACCUCGAUCCAUACCCACGGCCCGCUCUCGACCGACUAUCGUCAUGCCAAAAUCCUCCGCGAUCAGCCCUCCACACUCGACUCUGAACUCGAGAGCUGGCUCGACUGUUCGCCCCCCAAUCCUUCUCUCCUUCUUCCUACUCCUUCCUCUUCUUCUUCAUCAAAUCCCAUUACUCAUCCCUCUCUCAUCAACCCCAAAUCAACCCUCACUAACAGGGAUCAGAAGCAGGAGGAAGAUGAGCUUGACGAUCGAGAUGGGACCGAGCCUGAUGACGAGCUGAGCUCCUUGCUCUCCCUCGACCUCGUCUUGCAGCUCAUCACAAUCAACCAACAGGCCAUCCAACGUCUCCAUUCGUUCCUUCCUUUCGCGCCUCUCCAGUCUCUCAAUCUCCAAAUCGUCAACACUGUCCAUCAGGUCUUUGUCCUUCUUCUUCAUUCUUUGACACAUCAUCAUAUUCAACCUGGCUUCGAAAAAGCUUUCCGGAUCAUGUCCAGUUAUGCUAGUCCAUCCAAAAAAGAAGUAUCAGAGAAGAGCAAGAAGAAAGGAAGAGUAGGAAAAGAGGAAGGAAAGAAGAAGAAUUCAGGUGGAGGAGGAGGGGGAGGGGUGGCGAAUUUUUUCGGAAUGAUGGAUGUAGCGGACACGAUCCAAGAGAUGGUCGAGGUGUAUUCGGAGCAAGCCUUGGGAGCCGACGUGGGGGGCCAUCAGCAGACGCAGGAUUUCCUGAGUCCGAUCGGCCGGGAGAAGCGGGCGUUUGAGCGGGCGAUCGACGGCUGGGUGGCUCAUGGAAUGAGUCUGACGAUCGACGCGAUCGUCAUGCAGCUCGACCUUCGCUUACGAACUCUUCAACUCCCUUCCGACUUUUGUCCGCCUCCAAACUCUUCUUCUUCUUCUUCUUCCUGUGAGGAUGAUGAUGGUCUUUCUUCCUCCUCAGCCACAACGACAACAACGACGAGGACGACGACGGCGACGGAGAAGCAGACCAAGCCGACUCCCGCGUGUACCGCCGUCGUCGACCGGCUCUUGGCCAUCUGUAACGCCCUCCAAGGCCGCUCUGAUCGCCAAGUCUUGCACGUCUUUUACCAAGAACUCGGGCUCCGGAUCCAUGCAUUACUAUGUAAGCACAUCAAACGGACGAAGAUCUCGAUCGAAGGGGCUCAUCAAUUAGAGACCGACAUUGCCCGGUACGCACAAGUGUUGGGCUCGAUGGCGGGCGAGUCGAAGGAGGGUGCAGACGAGGGGCUGCACGGCUCGAUGGACGCGCUCCGGCGCGUCGGCCGGCUGUUCGGCUGCAAAACCCCCGCCCAGCUCGUCCGGUUCAUCCGCCACCUCGGGCUCGGUAUGGUCUCUUCUGGUAGCACUCAUCUUCAGCUCAUAGGGUCGGCAGUCUUGCCGAUGUCUAUUGACGAACUCUAUCAAUUCGUGCAGGCUAGAGACGAUUGGAAUCGGAUCCAGGACGUCGUCGAGGCCGAGCUGUUUGGAUUCGGCGGCGGCGGCGGCGAGAGUUGUGUCCUCGUUUGAUCUCUAGGCCCCUUUCGCCCUCCCUCCCUCCCUUCCCACCCGGCGUUUCUCAUUCUCCACUUCUCUCUCGAGUCUCGAGUCUCGUCUUUCUCCCCUUUGCUUUUCUCGCGGGCUCAAGGUGCCUCCCUCGGCCCUUUCUUGACUCGCUUUUCUUUCUUUCUUUCUUUCUUCUUAGUUCUUCUUCCCCACUUUUUUUCUUCUUUCUUCUUUUUUUUUAUAUAUCAAAAUUAUAAGGAGUUCUUGUUUUUUUUUCGUUUUUUUGGAAAUCAGGUGUGCUCUUUUUUUUGUAUCGUUAUGUUUUGUUCAAUGACCUUCAACAACACCAACAACAAAAAACUAGAUUCAUUUUUUUUUUAUUUGAUUUGGUUGUCAGUUUCUUGUGUUCUUGUCGGGUUUUCUAGAAAUGGAUGUUA